AUGUACGGCAAUCUAGCUAAUAAGUUGAUACUCGAUGCGAAGAGAUCUACUAAUUUAUCAGAAAUACCAUUAUACCAAAGCGAUUUAGUAAAAAGUAUAAUCAAAGAAACGGCUGAUCUCAAUAAAGAUGCUGAAUACUUAGGUGAAGAACAACGAAUACAAGAAGAAGAUUCAGAGAAUGCUGAUGAAGAAAAGAUGAAGAUUAAUCAAUGCCAGUUAUUUGUUACUCAUUUGUGUAUGCGUAGGAAUAAAAGAUGUUUGUUGGCAUAUCAAAAAUUAAGAGCUGACAAAAUUGAUGAGUUCUCUUGGUUAAAUAUUGACCCCAUAACAGAAUCGGCUAACACAGAUCCCAAUAGAAAUAGGUUUGGAUCCACAGGGAACGGGACCAAUGCUUUGGUUAGCAAUUCAGCCAAUUACACUACGCAAUUGAAUCUAGAUAACUUGAAUCAUGCAGAGCAGGAAUACUACAAGAAUUAUCAGCACUUAAUAACUGAUUACAAGUCAAAUUUCGCUGAUAUAGACUUGUCGGGAGACUUGGAUCCACCUACUAAUAUAUUCACCGACGUCAGAGUUCUUAGAAAUGGGGGUGAAGUUCAGACUGAAUAUGGUGUAUUUAACUUAAUCAAAGACUCUCAGUUUUAUGUGAGAAAGUCUGAUGUUGAGAGGCUAAUUCAACAAGGUUAUCUUGAAGAAAUAUAA
This is a messenger RNA of Debaryomyces fabryi, 699 nucleotides long. It is a transcript of the gene PSF1, whose product is annotated as DNA replication protein. The coding region runs from base 1 to 699 and encodes 232 amino acids. Gene Ontology annotation, cellular component: GINS complex. The transcript has a single exon. Lineage: Eukaryota; Fungi; Ascomycota; Pichiomycetes; Serinales; Debaryomycetaceae. The record is from RefSeq and is a predicted model, not a curated record. Gene Ontology annotation, biological process: DNA replication; DNA strand elongation involved in mitotic DNA replication.